AUGGGUAUUGGGGAUGAGCUGAUUUACCACCUCCAUCAAUCAACAAGGGCUAGGCCACCACAACCACGAUCAAAUAAAAAAAGGUUGUGGACGCGGGAACAUUUCACCAAGGUUGACGGUGAUCCCGAGGAACCGCACCCGGCUUGCAACCAUUGUGGCCAAGAAGUUGGAUGUCAUUCAAAGAAACAAGGCACCGCUUGUUUGGUAUCACAUCUAAAUGGUUGCCAGAGGUAUAAGAUAGCGAAGAGAUUGGCGGCCAAAGAUCAGACAAAGCUAAGUUACAAAACUUCUAUUGUGACUGAUGGUACGCAACUUAAGAAAAUAGUUAUCCCUCAAUACAGUGAGAAGAUGUUGAGAGAUGCGCUUGCCGAUAUGAUGAUUGAAGAUGAGAUGCCUUUUACUACAGUUGAGAAAAGAGGAUUCCGAAAGUUUAUCAAGCUCAUUGAGCCACAAUUCCCAUUACCAUCAUAG
Molecule: messenger RNA, 471 nt
Organism: Carya illinoinensis
Lineage: Eukaryota; Viridiplantae; Streptophyta; Magnoliopsida; Fagales; Juglandaceae
Exons: 1
Coding region: 1-471 (156 amino acids)
Source: RefSeq, a predicted model, not a curated record